Girardinichthys multiradiatus is the source of this 511-nucleotide messenger RNA. RefSeq names its product ribosomal protein S25 (gene rps25). The transcript has 5 exons. Gene Ontology annotation, cellular component: cytosolic small ribosomal subunit. Gene Ontology annotation, molecular function: structural constituent of ribosome. The record is from RefSeq and is a predicted model, not a curated record. NCBI's taxonomy places the organism in Eukaryota, Metazoa, Chordata, Actinopteri, Cyprinodontiformes, Goodeidae. Bases 64 to 438 code for a protein of 124 amino acids.
GGUUGUCUAAGGGACUGUUGCACGGGUAGACUUCCUUUCGCUCCGACAUCUUGACGAGGAAACAUGCCUCCUAAGCAGGACAAGAAAAAGGAUGCUGGGAAGUCCAAGAAGGACAAGGACCCAGUCAACAAGUCUGGAGGCAAAGCCAAGAAGAAGAAGUGGUCCAAGGGAAAAGUGAGGGACAAGCUCAACAACUUGGUCCUCUUCGACAAGGCAACCUACGACAAGUUGUACAAAGAAGUUCCUAACUACAAGCUCAUCACGCCCGCUGUUGUGUCGGAAAGGCUGAAGAUCCGUGGCUCCCUCGCCAGGAACGCCCUCCAGGAACUGCUCGCCAAAGGCAUGAUCAAACUGGUGUCCAAACACAGAGCUCAGCUGAUUUACACGCGUAACACCAAGGGUGGAGAUGAGGAGGCAGCAGCAGCAGAGAAAGCAUAAUCAGGUUCUCCUACAUGUUUCCUGUGAGCUGUUUGUUAUGAAUGGUGUAAUAAAAUUGUAAAGACAAAACACA